AGAUGCAACGCUGGAAUCAAAUAUUCAUAGCCUCACACAAAUCAAUAUUCAUAUUGCUUGGGAUGUUCGGAAAUAUUCACCUGAUAUACAUAAUUCUGACGACUUCCAGUUUCAGAAGUAAAGCAUCAUAUCUACAAUGCAUUCAAAGCUUUGCUCAAGUGUUUUGUAUUUUGAACAGCUGUAUAGAUGUUUAUCUAAUGCUAACCGAUAGUGUUAUCCUACGUCAAACUUGUUUCAAUAUAACAUUCUCAACUGUUUUUUGUUAUUGUGUUCAGUCAACAAUUAUGUUUUUCAUUUUAUUGGAUAUUCUGAUAUUAGUAGUAUUCCCAGUGGCCCAUAGAAAUACUGGAACCUUGAAAUAUGUGCUGAUUAUGUCAACUAUACCGUUUAUCUGGGGCGCUGCUGUAGUGACAAUCGGGUACCAGGCUGAGGAAAAUCCAACUUUACAUUUAUGCAAUUAUUUUAUAGCUCUACAGCGCCCUCUUCGAAGAGUUUUAGCAAGUGCGACAGUUAUUUCAAAUACAUUCAGUCUGGUCGUUUUUGUGAUUUUGAUCUCAAUUUUUUGGAAAAAAGGAAAAACUAGCAAUGAAAGCUCAAAAACAAUGCGACAUUUAAAGUUCUCAGCUAUAAUAUUUAUUAUUUCCAACUAUUUAAGCGUUUUUGUCAUCAACGCAUUUAUACUUUAUGGUUAUGCCGGUGACGAAUUAAAUGGAGUCAUUGGAAACAUCUCAAUUUUCUCGAUGAUAUCAUUCACUCAUACAUUCUAUACAAUAAUAUGGCGAUCAAAAGAUUAUCGAAAACGAUUUUUUCGAAUGUACUGUACAGCCUACGGACCUUCUGUUACAAUGGUGGUUCCAACCGCUCUCAAGAAUACACCGCCAAGUGAUAAUUGACAAUUAUUUUUGACAACUUUUUGAAUAAAUGUAACA
Messenger RNA from Caenorhabditis elegans, 929 nucleotides. RefSeq names its product G_PROTEIN_RECEP_F1_2 domain-containing protein (gene srsx-8). The transcript is spliced from 5 exons. The coding region runs from base 3 to 893 and encodes 296 amino acids. Gene Ontology annotation, cellular component: membrane. Gene Ontology annotation, biological process: G protein-coupled receptor signaling pathway. Lineage: Eukaryota; Metazoa; Nematoda; Chromadorea; Rhabditida; Rhabditidae. Gene Ontology annotation, molecular function: G protein-coupled receptor activity. The record is from RefSeq and is marked reviewed.